Messenger RNA from Anarrhichthys ocellatus (wolf-eel), 2729 nucleotides. Its product is annotated as sphingomyelin synthase-related protein 1-like. Lineage: Eukaryota; Metazoa; Chordata; Actinopteri; Perciformes; Anarhichadidae. The transcript is spliced from 6 exons. The record is from RefSeq and is a predicted model, not a curated record. Gene Ontology annotation, molecular function: protein binding; ceramide cholinephosphotransferase activity; sphingomyelin synthase activity. Bases 425 to 1750 code for a protein of 441 amino acids. Gene Ontology annotation, biological process: ceramide biosynthetic process. Gene Ontology annotation, cellular component: endoplasmic reticulum membrane; Golgi membrane; plasma membrane.
GCGACUAUCAUCUUUUAAAGUUAGUUUGAAACUACUACAUGUACUUCCUGUGACUUGUUUGUUCUCAUUUGUGCCUUUGCUUUUUGUUCAGGCAUAGAAAGUAGUGUUUAAACUUUUCCAUACCAGCAUAGAGAUGUGACUGAAUUGCUUAAUCUCAUGGUGAAAUGUAGCAGUCUGGUGUGUCUUUGUGGUGCUGUGGUCAACAGACUAUGAGCCCUUUGUCAAAUUGUCUCUCUCUCUCACACACACACACACACACACACACACACACACACACACACUGAAGGUCUUUCUCUCUCACAGCUGUGUGUCACUGCUCACUGGCUCACACUGUAAACCAGCUAAACAAGCUGACAUGGCACUUAUGAAUCCCCAAGUAAAGCCUCGGGUGGAGAAGCUGCAGGAUGUUGCCAGUAAAAUCUAAAUGCCAGUUAAAAAUAACUUAUUUCUCAGUGAGGGAACACAGCAGCAGCUACCCAGUGGCAUGGCAACAUCAGAGGACAGCGUGAGCUCCUGGAGCUGUAAGCAGGUGGCCCGGUGGCUGCAGGUGGAAGGUUUCGGGGAGUAUGUGGAGUUAUUGUGCGAGCAGCACCGCCUGGACGGCCCCAGCCUGCUGGCUCUGACUGAGGCCGACCUGCGCGGGCCUCCGCUGGGCCUCUCUGUGCUUGGAGACAUCAAGAGGCUGAUCAUAGCCCUCUGUCGGCUCCAGAGACAGAACCAGACCCAGCUGGAGGAGCUGGGUCUCCCCGCUGGGCUCUCGCUGGGGGCCACAGGGGGCGAGUGGAGCUGUGACGGAGACGACAGGAGGUACAACGGAGGUAAUCGCUUGAGUAAUGGGACUGAGCUGAGGUUGAGGAACGGCGACAGAUCUGGAUACGAUUCUGUGUGUCAUACACACUCCAACGGGAGGUAUAGGCGGCACCUGGCUGGCAGAUUGGACCCAGAGGUGUGGAAGACAAUCAUCAGUUCCAUAUAUGUCUUUUUUGUGUUUGGAUUCACUUCUUUUGUCAUGGUCAUCGUACAUGAGCGUGUCCCGGACAUGAGGACGUACCCACCGCUGCCUGAUAUAUUUCUGGACAGUGUUCCCAGAAUCCCUUGGGCUUUUGCAAUGGCUGAAGCCUGUGGCCUCAUCCUGUGUUACAUGUGUCUGCUGGUCCUGCUCCUCCACAAACACAGGUCCAUUAUCUUCAGACGGUUGUGCUCUUUGAUGGGAACUGUGUUUUUGCUUCGUUGUUGCACCAUGUUUGUCACCUCGCUCUCUGUUCCUGGGCAGCACCUGAAGUGUGCCAGCAAGACGUACGGUGAUUCCUGGGGAAAGAUCCAGAGGGCGCUGCUGAUCUGGAGUGGAGGUGGGAUGACGCUGACGGGUGUCCAAACGUGUGGAGACUACAUGUUCAGUGGACACACUGUUGUCAUCACAUUGCUCAACUUUUUUGUGACUGAAUACACUCCACGAACCUGGAAUCUGAUUCACACCAUCUCCUGGGUGUUAAACCUGUUUGGGAUUUUCUUCAUCCUGGCGGCUCACGAGCACUACUCCAUCGACGUGUUCAUCGCCUUCUACAUCACCACUCGCCUCUUCCUCUACUACCACACAUUAGCCAACACUCGGGCCUUCCAGCAGAGCCGGAGGGCGCGCAUUUGGUUCCCCAUGUUCUCCUUCUUUGAGUGCAAUGUGAACGGACCGGUCCCCAACCAGUAUCACUGGCCCUUCAACAAACCUGCCUUCAUGAAAUCUCUGAUUGGAUAGAGGAAGCUGCAAUGUACAUGGACUGUACUGUGAAUCAGUGUAUUUCCCAAAAUGUUGAACAAUUCCUUUGAAUUCAAUUUUACAGUUCCACCAUCAGAAACAAGAAAUGGGGUUUGUUAUGGGGCACAGGUGCGGAUCAUUUUCUUGUAGAUUUAUUUGCCUUUGAUUAAUAAUUUCCAUUGUUCAUGUUCCACUUUGGAGGUGUUUAAGUUUCCCUGGUUUGGGUUGUUAGUCUCCCUCAACAUCUGCAGUAGAAAACUGAUACGGCUUCACACAGUUGCAAUGAAGUUUGAUGCUGUAGUUUUGCUGCAAAGAGAUUCAACACCUGGUUGAGUAACUACUAACAAAACAGGAAGUUAUUUCUUUUGAUGUGCAAGUGGAAAAGCACUUCCUGUUCUCUGCUGAAAGAGCUCUGUUUUAUUCACUCUUUCUUUCUUUCAUUUGCACUUUAUAAGGUGAACUCUACAGCUUUGUUGUGUUUGAUGUCAUCACCAUUGGGAUAGUGUAGCUCCCUACAUGUACUCAAACAAAUAUCAAAACACUUAUUGUCAUGUUCACUUUUGUCAUUCAGCCCUUAGUAUAACUAUGUUUUUAUCCUAAUUUGAUGCUGUGUUGUUUUUUUUACUAAUCGUUAAAUAUAAAAUGAGUAAAGAAAUGUGUAGAGAUGGAUUUUGUUGAAGCUUUGUUGUCCACAGUUUUCCUCUGUUGCACAGUAUAAACUGGCUUUUUGGAUAACAAAAGUUCCAAAGUAUAUUGUUUACUACGGUAUGGUUGCUCCAAACUAAAUCUUUUUAAUAAUUGUUUACAAUGCGUGGCUUUAUUUGCAAUGCAAGUGACUUAUGGAUGCCUUUUGGCUCAGCAGUAAAGGUUUACAGAUAAGUUUACAGACUGUUUUUAUAUUUGAGACUGUUUUCUUGGUUGCUUUUUCAAUAAUGUAAUUAUUUUUGCAUUUGUUGAAUAAAGUCAAUUAAAAAUAUUA